AUGCCGACCACUGCUGUUGGAGUUAAUGAAGACAACCAACAGAGAUUCACAAAGCCAUUAGAAAGAAAAACAAUCAAAUUGGGGAUAGUAAGUAAAUCAAAUUGUUACCAGAAAGCCUUUAGAACAGAGGAGAAAAGAGACAACUUUUUAAGAUGGAGGUUUCAAUUAAUGGAGAAAGGUAUCCAAGAACUCGAUUUCAAACCAGAAGGUAUCAAUUCCUUGCUUCAAAUCAAUGAUCUGAAAAACUCUCCUGGCCCAUCUAAGAAAGAGCUUCGUUUCGCCACAAAACAAGUUGUUCAUCUUCUCCAAGACAAUUACCCAGAAUUCGUAGCCAGAAACAUAUUCAUCAAUGUCCCAUUCUGGUACUAUGCAUUCAACGCCCUUUUCUCUCCUUUCCUAACCCAAAGAACCAAGAGCAAAAUGGUGGUCGCCCGUCCGGGAAGAACAACAGAGACUCUUCUGAAGUUCAUUCCAAUUGAAGAAAUUCCUGUUGAAUAUGGAGGUUUCAAGAGAGAUAAGAAUGAUUCAAAGUUAUGGGUUGAAGAUAACAAUGGGGUUAAAGAGCUUAUAGUAAAAGGUGGAUCAAUUGAAACAAUUGAGAUAGCUGCACCAGAGAUUGGAACAACAUUUGAAUGGGAUUUGACAGUUUUGGGAUGGGAAGUGAACUAUAAAGAAGAGUUUGUUCCAAGUGAUGAAGGUUCUUAUAGUAUUAUCAUUCAAAAGGUGAAGAAAUUGGGUUUAAAUGAGGGACCAAUUCGAAACACAUUCUGUAACAAUGAACCUGGAAAGAUUGUUCUUACUGUUGAUAACAGUGGAAGCAAGAAGAAGAAGAUGAAGAAGGUUCUGUAUCGACACAAGACUAAGAAUGCAGCUGAAUGAAUGAAAUUAUCAAAAAUUUGAGUGAAUUAUUUAUUUGUUUUAUUAUUAUGAUUAUCAUUAUUCUUUGUAGGAAGAUUGAGUGAAAAGAGAGAGUUUUGAGAAGAGGGUUGCAUUGGUUUUCUUUUUAUAAA
Molecule: messenger RNA, 1010 nt
Organism: Impatiens glandulifera
Lineage: Eukaryota; Viridiplantae; Streptophyta; Magnoliopsida; Ericales; Balsaminaceae
Product: patellin-4-like
Exons: 5
Coding region: 1-879 (292 amino acids)
Molecular function (GO): lipid binding
Source: RefSeq, a predicted model, not a curated record